UUAAGAGACGGUUAAUUGUAAAAUUCUGUUUCUCUGCAACGGUUUCAGGGUUUUUUGACUUUCUGAAACCUUCUACGUUUUCCACCCGUAUUUAAUUAAUAUAUUACAAGCCGUCAAUUGAUUUUAGUCCACAUUCUUAUGAGUCCCGGGCUGCUGUAGUUAUGAAGGAGCUGACUGAGGAGACGCCGGACAGCGGGUUUGGGUGCGCGGUGGCGAACCGCUUCGGCCGCCUUCUGGAUGACGAGACCGACCCUUUCGACCUGCUGUACCAGGCCCAGGUGAAAAACGAGAAACGGAAGAAGAAAGAAGAUCUGAAAAAAGUCGAAACUUCGACGAAAGCCAGCAAGAAGGAGUCACAGAAAGAAAGGAAGGCGCUAGUUCGUGUCGGGGAUAAUUCUGCGAACAAGGGAGUAGCAGGCCAAAAGCGGCCCGUUCGAGCGGCACCUGAGGAGCGAGCAGGUGAAAGGCACGUGGCGUUCAGUGAAGCUAAGCUCAGUGAGGGGGAAGUUUCUCUCGGCUACUCCAUUGAGAGGCCUGGAGAACUUUUUGAUCGAGCAGCACGGGGAAGAGGAAGUGGAAGGGGUCGUGGGGUUCGAGGCUUCGGGUUUUCCAGAUCCGCUGGUGGUUUUGAUCCCAGGGGGAAACGGGAGUUUGAGCGACACAGUGGCAGUGACCGAGCGAGUGUUCGUCCAGAGGAGAAGAGGGGGGGCAGUGGACCUCGCAACUGGGGGUCCAUGAGAGACCAUGUAAGUGCAGCGGCUGAGGGAGCGCCUAAUGAGGAGACUGGUGAAGGCGAGGAAGUAGCUGAGACUGCAGAGACCGAUUUGGAAAAUGGACCUAUUGAGACAGAAGAAGUGCUUGAAGUUGCUAUUGAGAUGUCGUUGGAUGAAUGGAAAUCCAUUCAGGAGCAGAGCAGACCAAGGGCAGAGUUUAACAUCCGUAAGGCAGAGACCAAGAUACCCCCCAAAGCUGUGGUGAUCCACAAGUCCAAGCGCCUUAAGGAACAUGGCCUUGGUCUAAAUGAUGACGACCUAGUCUGCCGACGCCCUGCCAAUGACAUCACCUGUCAGAUGGACAUCAACUUCGGCAGUCUCGGGAGGCCUACUCGUGGGGGCCGAGGUGGGCGUGGGGGACGAGGUCGUGGGGCCCCUGCUACCCAAAGAUCACCUCAGAAAGAUAGUGAUGUGGCCCCAAACCCUGAUGACCAUGAGGAUUUCCCAGCCCUGGCUUGAUGGAAUCAGAUCGAGCCAAGACAGCAGACAACUCAUGGGACUUUAAAAGCACUUGAAGUUGUGUUAAAAGAAAAAAAAAGAUUAAACCCACAUUUAAAUUGAGUCUCAGUGGCCUGUGCAUUCUCUCUGUGGAUUGAGUUACUUCUCCACAGACCUUUACAUUCACUGUGAUGCUUAUUCUAGUAGCUUUCUUGUGUGUGGAAAAAUAAAGCAAGCAAAAUGAA
This is a messenger RNA of Tachysurus vachellii, 1456 nucleotides long. RefSeq names its product intracellular hyaluronan-binding protein 4. The record is from RefSeq and is a predicted model, not a curated record. NCBI's taxonomy places the organism in Eukaryota, Metazoa, Chordata, Actinopteri, Siluriformes, Bagridae. Gene Ontology annotation, cellular component: nucleus; cytoplasm. Gene Ontology annotation, biological process: positive regulation of translational initiation; positive regulation of RNA splicing. Bases 162 to 1232 code for a protein of 356 amino acids. Gene Ontology annotation, molecular function: RNA binding. The transcript is spliced from 8 exons.